Bicyclus anynana (squinting bush brown) is the source of this 4715-nucleotide messenger RNA. RefSeq names its product proton-coupled folate transporter-like. The record is from RefSeq and is a predicted model, not a curated record. Gene Ontology annotation, cellular component: membrane. The transcript has 8 exons. Bases 542 to 2137 code for a protein of 531 amino acids. NCBI's taxonomy places the organism in Eukaryota, Metazoa, Arthropoda, Insecta, Lepidoptera, Nymphalidae. Gene Ontology annotation, molecular function: transmembrane transporter activity. Gene Ontology annotation, biological process: transmembrane transport.
CGUAUUGACUACUACCACUGCAAGUCUGAUAAAGAUAACACUUCUUAAAUUUUAUUAUUCUGUAUUUUUCCGUGUUCAGUUAGUGAUGUUGCAACACGAACUUUAACUAUAGUUAUUGUGAUACGUGUGAAAAAUAGUUUUAAUAGUUCUACGUAGAAUAGUUUUUGUGACAGUGUAUUUGGGGAAAAUGUUUAAUUGUUUAUUUUGUGUGGUUAAUUAAAGUUUGUUUGUAAUUGGCUUUAGUUUUAUGGAUGGAUCAACAUAGCUGAGUGUAAUAAUAAAACGAGCGUUGAUCCAGCCAAUGCACAACAAAAGCCAAUUAUCUGUGACUACGUUUUAUCUUUAUCAACAUUUAAUUGAUAUCAAACAAAUAUAUCGGAGAAGUAAAUAAUAAAAGCAAUUAUAACGACUGCCACAUUGUCGUCCAUUGUGUUGUGUUGAACAGUGCAAGCCCGAGUGUUCGCGUCUCACUAGCUCCUACAAAAUGAAAAUAUAAAGAAACAACGUGAUUAACAGAAAGCUAGCGAUUAAUUGUGACAUCAUGGCAGAAAAACAAGAACAUGUAGACAAAAUAGAAGAAAAACCUUUAAAUAAGGAACAGGUGGAACAGAAAUACAAAGACAAGAGUUUUACAGACAAGUUAUGGCAUAUAAAGGACAACAUCACCGUCGAGCCUUUACUGGCAGGCAUGAUCAUACCUAGUGUUAUAUCACGAUUUGCAAUGACAAAUUUCAAUUUGGAUAAAGCCUGCAGAGUGUAUUUCGAAUUUGAAGACCAUAUUUGUGACGCCUUGAUCAAGAAAAACAGUAAUAACUACUCAACAUAUGAAAAAGAAGUGCAAAUGUUAAUAAGCUCUAUUGACAUCUGGAAAAGUAUAAUUCAUACAGGAUUACCUUUCAUAUUGAUAAUGUUUUUGGGCGCAUGGAGUGACAGAACUGGGAAGAGAAAACUUUGCAUUAUGCUUCCGAUUUUUGGUGAAUUGUUAACGUCAUUGAAUAACUUGGUGAAUGUUUAUUUCUUCUACGAAAUACCAGUUCACGUUACAGUGUUCUUAGAGACGUUCUUCCCGGCUAUAACUGGGGGGUGGGUGACAAUGUUCCUCGGCGUCUUUAGUUAUAUCAGCGACAUAACUUCUGAAAAAUCUCGGACCUUCAGAGUUGGCCUUGUUAACAUCGGUAUGACUGUUGGACUUCCGAUCGGAAUUGGCUUCAGCGGAUACCUGUUGAAAAUUCAAUUGGGAUAUUAUAGCAUAUUUUCUUUGACUACCGUCCUGUUUGCUGCUGUACUUCUUUAUGGAUGCACUUGUUUAAAAGAACCAGAUCAGUGGCUACAAGAACGAGGAAAACCUACUAUAGCGAGAGCCGACAGCAAAGGAGUUUCGUUUUUCGAUGUAACUCACGUACUGGAUACAAUGAGGGUGGCGUUUCGGAAGAGGCCCUCAAAUCGAAGGGUCAAAGUGCUUCUUACCCUGGUAGCUGUGUUCAUACUAUUCGGGCCUUCUAUGUCGGAGUACAACGUCUUCUACCUGUUCGUGAGGAACCAGCUCAACUGGACACCGGCGAAGUAUUCCUUCUACGCCAGCUACUCGAUAGUCCUUCAUUCCAUCGGCACAAUGUUCUCGAUAACAGUUCUUAGCAAGAAGCUACAGAUUGAUGACUCCCUGUUGUGCUUCGUGUCUGUUUUUAGCAAAUUCGUGGGCUCUAUCUGGACAGCCUUCGUUACAUCCGACAUGGAAUUGUAUAUCAUACCUGUGGUGGAGUUAUUAUCUGGAACUAUAUUUACGUCGCUACGCUCAAUCUUAUCCAAGUUGGUCGACAAACAAGAAACCGCUAAGGUGAACUCCCUGUUCUCCCUCACGGAGACGCUGGCUUCUCUGAUCUUCAACCCCAUAUAUGCCUGGCUGUAUAAGAACACGCUGGAUGUCCUGCCUGGGGCCGUGUUCCUCACAAGCGCCAUUCUGAUAAUACCCGCUGCCGUUAUACUUGUAUACUUUUUCACACUUCACCGAAUAAGCUUGAGAAAAGCAAGAAAGAAAGCUUUAGAAGCAGAAGGGAAGAAAGAAAUUGAAGCUGCCAAAAUCUCUGAGAAGCCGCCAUUGCCAGAAAAUAAUGCUAAGUUUGACUCAACACGUUUGUAGAUGGUUUAAGCAUGAAAGACUGAAAUGAAAAGUUAACCAAAGAUAUUCUUCGAUUAACUUUUCAUUAAUCAAAGAAUAUCGCCCGUAAGAUAAUUCCGAAGGAUCCCUUGGGAAUCUUUAAGAUACCAUAUUUUGAGUCUGGACAAAGGUAUAUAGAAAAAUCUAUAUCUUAAUUAUAGGUUCUGAAUAUCUUCGGAGCUCAGUAUACGCAUUAAAGUUAUAAAGUCCCUAUUCUAUUUAUUUAAUUUUAUAUUCGGUUUAAUAAUUCAAAGAAACUACCUAGUUAUUUAUAUCUUCGAAUGAAGCGACUUAUAUAAUAAUGACCAAACUUCACGAAGUUCGUUUGUUCUUAUAAUAUUCGACGGCCGACGCCAUGCCAGGUACCCAAUGAUUUGCACAAACCUUGAAAAUCUUCAAAUCAAAACUAAAUGAAUACACAUUUUGCUGAUGUAUCUCAUUCAAAAUAUAAAUAAUAAGCUUUUAUAAAUUUAGAAGGUUAAGUUAAAUAAACAAUUACCUAUUAUGUUAGAAGCGCCGUGCUGGACAGUUUUAGGGACUGGGUCUGAAAUAUUGACCUUGAGACAAACUGGGGUGCAUGAACAGACGUUUUACCUCACAGAGUCACAGCUCACUAGAGCUACUGGACAACCAGAGGUCUACCUAUAGGGUAGCAAGGUUAGCAAAAUCACUGGCACGGCUCGAAGGGUCCUCAGCCCGCGGAGUAUUCUAUUUGAUGUAUAUGAGUAUUUUAUUAUUGGUAUGAUUGGUUUUUUUCUGUAGCCUUAGCCAAUGAAUUCGCCAAGGGCCUCAAAUAGAAUAGUUACGCCACUGUGUUACUUAACCAGUAGUUCUGCGUCUCGAGUCGACGCCGCGUUGUCAACUGUCUCCAAGUGUCUUAAAAUUGCGUGGUCAACAGUAAACCUCAGAAGGAUCCAAGUGAAUUUCACGUGAUCAGCGAAUGUACAUCGUGUGGACCACAAAUGUAUACAGACGAGUACAUACAAGUAAAUCAUAUAAUCCUUGCGUGAAUCAGUUGCGGUCAGCGCGUGUCACUUGGUGCGGUAGCAUUGUGCAGAUUAGCUAGUAGGCACAAUUAGUUAGCUUGUUAAGUCCAAAGAAAUUCAAAAUUAGAAUACUAGCCGCAUUAGGACAAGCGGUAGGUCUGUAGAUCAGGUGCUGGUUGGCUCUAAUGAGCUAUAACUUUAUUUUUGACAAAUUUUUGUAACGCAUUUUGUGCAGAGUCUUUUGUGUAUAGUUUUUCUUUGAUGUAUUUAUUCUUUCUCAAUGAUUUUUUUAACCAGAGUAGUUAUAAGUCACUGUAAAUAAUUAUCAGUUCACUGUACAUAGGACAUAAUCCUGUUAUAUACGAGUUACAAAUUAACUACAAUAACCUUUUAAUCUUGGUCUUUAAUAAAAUUCUGUAUAAUUCGUCGUAAAUACUGGUCUGGGUCAUUUAAAUCUUAAUUGUAAAAAAAUACAUUGUAUCAAAAAUUUACCUAGUGAGAUUAAAAUCCUUUAUCAAAACCUUAUCUACUUACUUAAUAUGUAUUUUAGUGGCCUUACUGUCAUUACUAGUAUUAAGGUUAAUUUGUAUAUCUCGAUAAUUUGUUAAGUUCAUGUUCUAUAAAAUGUAAUUUAAGGUUUUUAAGCAAGUAUAAUAGUUAAAUUGUUAUAGGUUAGAAUAUGUAAGUAUGGAUGUCAUGGCUUAUCUAAAAGUCUAUAGUAUUUCUACAUGCAAUGCAUGCAAUUUUGUGACUUUUAAAGUUCAAAAUAAUUAUAUCUAGGUACAUGUUAUUAAAGUUACUCUACUAAAUGGUUUAAUUUUAGAUGUAGUAGUAACUAACUUAUUACUUGCUUACUACUAGUAAGUAGGUAAUUUGACAGCAAAAACGCCUUUGUGUAUGCAAUAACAUAAAAAAUUUAAAAUUUUGAAAAAUCCCCGAAAUUAUUAAUUAAGUAUACUCUCGAUUAAGUUAUCAAUAUUCUACUUAGCCGGCUGAGAAUAUGGAUCCUUAAAACCAUCUACCUCCUAAAGCUCCCAGGGUCCAAUCUCCAUAAUUGGGUACCUUACUUACCUAUACUGAAAAAGAAGAAAUGUAAGAGCUGACAAACUUUUAGCAUUUAUAAAAUGUCUAAGGUUGGGUUCAUGGGCUCUUAGACUAUUAGUUUCACUCACAAAUGUGUCUGUCUGUUCACCUUACCACUGCAAGCAAAAUCAAACCUUCUUCCUAAAGUAGAAUAUCUAAAGCACUAUACUAGUAAUUUUAAUUUAGUGUUGAAUUUUCCGUUCAAAAAUUAGAAGUCUGGAACAUCUAGGUUCUAUUUUAGUAAUAUAAAUAGAAAAUAAAUAGAAAAAGCUAAAUUAACCACUAAUAGACAUUGUUUAGUAAUUACUGUUAUCUCGAUCUUUAAUAAUAAUUAUUUCUUUAAUACUCAACGAUAACAAACCAACAUAUUUUAAUUUUUAUUAUUAUUAACACAGAUUGUAUCACAAAAGGACCAGACAGUUAAUACAAUUUGUGGUAUGUAAAGUGAUAUGACUUAUAGUGUAAAAUAUUAAAGUAAUUUGUUAAAUCAA